AUGGACCAACCGGAGCGUCUUGUGGAAUCACUUGUAGAUUCUUCAUGGGUGGUUUGUGGGACUGAGUUAUUUGCUGAUGAACUUAAGGACUUGGAACAUUUAGAAGAGAUGGAUGAGAAGCUAGCAUCACAACAGCAGCAACAACAACAUCGGAGCGAAGUCGUCGAUGGUUGCGAUGUCUUGCGGGAGAGUUAUGAUGGGAGCGCGUGGAGUCAGGAAAGACGGACCACUAGCAAGCCAAGGAAAUCUCCAACGUUCUCAAAGCAAAAGUUGCCAGACCGCCCGAGUUCGCGGGCGUCCACUGGUGGACAAGCUAAGGAGCCUUCCAGUAUAUGUUCAACAGCUGCUUCCGUUCGCGUGAAGACAGAAAAAGUAGUAAAUGUUGCGGAGAAUCGAGGGCAGGAUCUAUAUAAGCAGAUGUUACAAGCGCUAAAACAGCAGAUACGACAGGUACGCGAAGAGGCAGAUCUUCGUCGUUCAGCCACGCGUCGGCAACUGCGUUUUUUUAGUGCACGCAACGUUGAUGAAUACUUACCCAGUGAAAUCCUUCGGGGGGCCCCGGAAAAGCAUUACCAGUGGAGGAGUGAAGUUUCUGGUUUAGAUUAUGUUACUGAAGAUGUAUGGAGGAGGACACCGCACCAAGAUGAUGCAGCAUCGUCUCCGUCCCCUAGUGUUACUGAUAGUCGAUCAGCGCUUACCAUACUGCAGACGCCUUAUGGGAGUGGCACAAGCUACCCUGCAAUUUGUGAUUUCACCAUCGAUCCCAUAAACUUCAUGGCGGAAAUUAAUGUAGCACUGGAGAAGAAUCAUGGAGUUCGUAUCGUCACUAAGGAGUCACAGCCGCCCGCAGAAGAACCAGAUCCAUCUAUGUUGCUCUCCAAUCAGUUAUGUGAGAUGUUAGAACACCAGCCGGGGCCCAUGAUGGACUUGAAGGAACCAACGUGGUUCAACACUGUGCUGCCUCCAAUAGCAUCAAAAAUGGAGGAGAAAUGGGUUGUCGACAAUAGUGAAGGCCAAAUGCCAUGGAGUGGCGUUGGGCCGACGAAAAAGGUGAAGGGUGGUGGUGUGGAGAGACUACAACUAGCAUUUCCCCCACUCCCAGCCCGUGCUGGUCAAGAUAGCAGGGUAGCUUCUGGUGGGACAGCGACCAAGAGAGCGGCUGUGGGGACUACCACUGAUGGUUGCAACUCAAGCAAAUACACGGGAGCUGGGCGCAGUGCAAUCGGUGAUAUGGAUAAACUUGUACGAUGCUCUGCCACAGACGACACUGUGCGGCUGCGGGCGAAGGCGGGGACGAAGACAACUAGGACGGUGCGCUUCACUAACCACUGUACGAGGCACCUCGCCAUGCGAUUACAACCGGCCACGCAUCCGUGGUUAAAAUAUUCCAUUGUGAAGGCGUCCGCGGGGAAGCCGCUGGCGGCGUCGUCAGGUCUGUGUACAGCAUUGGACAAGCCAGUUACCUUCUUUGAGUAUAUUGACGUGAUGAUAACGUUUGAACCCCAAACGGUCAGGGAGCCUUCGAUAGCAGAGGUUUUACGGAUUGGGUAUUGCGUAGAGCUAAAUAUCCGAAGUGGCGAGGGGGCACAGUGGCAUUUUCUCGAAGUGACUGUUCUAUGCGAUACACAACAACCUGAAUUUCGCCUCGUUCCGUUGGAAAAGGUUGCAGAUCGGCGCGAGGAGGCUGCGGACACAUCCGCAGAAGAUUCGUCAAGAACAACACGUGUGAACUCGAGGGCCUCCAAAAAGGAUUACAUCACGACGUGUGAGUUUCCAUGUACUUUUGUGUUCCAUUCCUUCACCAAAUACUUCCAGCUGGAAAACAUUGGGUCCGAUGCCAUCAUUUCGUUAGGUACCAGUUCCUCUUGCUUCAAGAUUACUUCACCCUUAGAGGAGGACAUCGAAAUACCCGGUGGUAGCACCGUGGAGAUCGCUGUUUGCUUUUGCCCAUUGAGCGAGGCUCACUAUGACGCAGAGCAAUUGUUUGUUACUGUGAGGGACGAAAGAAACGGUCCUGUCUUGGCCAAACACACGUUUAACCUUCGGGGGGAAAGUGCCCUUCCCCACAUUGACCUCUUGCGAAUAGGACCCAUGGAACUGAGUCCAUUCGAAGGGGACGAGUGCAGUAGUGUGCCGCAGUAUUUCCUCCCUGAAACCACAUUGGGGGAGGAGGUAGUUGAGGAGGUGGUUGUACGCAACAAUUGCCCAAUUGCAGUAGAGUACUUUUGGCAGGUUGCCACUGUUGGUGGUGGACCCUCUGGAGCGCAACUGCAAAUAACGCCGUGUCGUGGCGAGUUUCUUCCAAAACAAGACACUAGAUUCACGGUGACUCUAAAACCUUCCGUGGUGGAGCCGUUCGCUGCUGUUCUCAACCUCUUCCUUGAGGGUCUUCCUAGGAUUCCCAUAGAGGGUGAACUAGGGAGGACUGUGGACAGCUGUGGCCCCCCGUUGCUUCCCCCACAAAAUGACUCACGCAUGGCGGAGUUAGAUGCAACAAAGGGGGUGUUGAGGCUCUUAUCUCGCUCUAGGAUGGUUCCUGCUUUACCAGAGCCCGAACAAUUGCGCCGACUCAUGGACCCGUGUGGUGCGCUAAAGAACAUUAUGAAACCGCAAUCGAGCGAGUGUAGUGGCGUCUUUGCGAGCGGAUUCUACCUUUUUGCCGAUCCUAGUCCUCCGCGUCUCAUGCUUAUUCCCGAUCGUUUUGAUGAGGGGUUGGAAUGCCUCAUUAACGGUGAGAACGCACGUCGCGUGGUGUUGCGAAACACUUCCCACCGGCUACUGCACUUCAUCUUUGACCCGACGCCACAGGAAUGCCCAGUGGGUGUGUGUUUUCCAGCCACAUAUGACCCAGAAACUGUGGAAGUGAGGUUUGAGCCGCGGGCAGGACGUGUGCCCCCACAAGGUUCUGUUCCUAUCACAUUCUUCUACACAUUGAAGGAGGUUGGACAUCACAGUAUGUCGGUAAACUGUUACAUCCCGGAGCUGUUUGAGCUGGGAGUGGAGUCUUCUGAGGGGUCACCUCCACUAAAUCUUGUAACAGAGGUCCCGUGCACUCAUGCUCUCCACCUCAGCGUGACGGGUGUUGGACCGACGCUGAUUGCCAGUACUCACUUGUUGGAUUUUGGACUCAUUGAGCAAGGGCGGGAGUCUGAAGCGUCUUUUACUGUGACAAACGACAACCCUAUUCCUGUUUCCUUUGAGCUACAGGAUCCAAAGAAAUGCGAGCCUCCGCGCUUCGUUUUUCUCCCGCAAUCAUUCCGUCUCGGUGUCGGUGAGUCAGUGGAGAUUACUGUGUACCGCCAAGCUGUGGAUAUCACCGAGCCACAGACAUUCUUUGAGUUAGUGGUGCCAAAUGGUGGAUCAAUAGCAAUCGAAACGCGAGCGGAUAUUCAGUUGCAAACAUUGGUGUUACGCGAAACCGUCGUCAAUUACGGUGUGGUGCCCAAUGGGUCUUGGACAACGCAGUCGUUUGUUGUGUCGAAUCCGUUUGCCUCUGACAUACCGUAUACUGUCCAAGCCGUGGACGUGCCGCCGAAUAUUAUGGUUCAGGUCCCACCCUCUGGUGUGGUGCGUGCAGGCUGUGUAGAUGUCCAAAUACCAAUUCGCUGCGCAUUUAGUGUCGUUGCAGCUGGAGGUGGGAAAAGGGCUGUCGUCAGUUUUAAGAAUAUGCGUACUACGCAGGAAAUACUAGUAGAGCUUUGCUGCGAAAAGAUCAGUGAACUUACGGUGGCGAUUGAUCUUAUUCCCGUCCCGAAGGUAUCGGAAGGCACUUGCUGCAUGGCGUACACUCCCCCAAUCCUGCCGUUGAAUUUACCUGAAGCGCCAGAAAUGGAGAUAUCUUCGUACAUUGAGUCGGUUCUGCGUAACCUUAUAGAGCUUGAGGUUCUGAAGUGUUGCGUUCCUCGCAAGAGCAGGAAAGAGAGUUUUAGUGCCGCCGUUGAUGAUGCUGUCACAAACUCUGUUUCUGCCUUGGACGCCAUGGCAAGCGCGUCCGGAGCUGGAGGGACCGGGGAAUUGGUUUUACGACCGUACUGUCCACCUGUGCAUCUCCGUGCUUUACUACCUCAUGGAGAGCCUGUAUGGUCAGAGUUGGUAGUUUUGCGUAUAACCAAUUUGACUGGCUGCCAUAGUACGUACGGUGUCAACUGCACGCAGUAUGGCUUCAACCAGACUCUAGUUGAUAUGCGUCGAAGUCCCACAGUGGGCCGUGCAACCUCGAAGUCUAUGACAAUGACGGCUUCUAGCAUAGCGGCCACGUCAAAAAAUCGCGGUAGAAGCAGGGACGGUACCACUAGCAGGAGACGUGACUCCCGGCGUACCUUCGUCGGCAGUCCCGACAGCAGGCACCCCUUUUCAGCGGGGUAUGCGGAUGGUGACGACACAAAAGGCAGAAAAGCCGUCGUGCAACCGACUUUCUGGUGCAAGAACUUGGAUGGCUCAGAACAGAGGGAGCGUGAGCGUCGCGCUGCGCUGGUUGGUGCUCAGGAGGCUUUACUUGAUGGUCGUGGUUGUGCCACCAUCUUUGGUGGACCAACAGCUGGUGCGUUAAAUCCUUUUGCCGAGUCAAAACUUCCCUUAACGCUUUCUGCCAACCUUCCCGGACGAUACGAGGAGACCCUCAAGGUACACUGUGGUAACAUGCCUCCCGUGCACAUCCCAGUAUCACUAGAGCUUCGUGGGAGACCCGUUCUUUUAGAUUCCACUACUGCGGGUUUGUUGGUAUCGGACGGCAAGGAGAUUCUCUUAAUGCCGUCAGUUCUUGCUGGUGUGGGGCGCUCUCAGCGCACGCUGCGGCUCGUCAACCGUCUUCCGCGAGACGUGAAUGUGUCGUUUAAAAUAUUUCUGACAAACGUAACAUUCUCUGUUUUUGCAGUUGAUGACAAUGUGGAGGCCAAUGCUGUAACGCUUCAUCUCGGGCCUGUGACAGAGGAGGAUCACCGACGUGAAUCUGAAGGAAAGGGUGAGGUGGCCGCCGCACCUGAGAAGUUCUUUCUACCCGCGAUGGGUUCGCAGUUGGUGACAAUUGAAUACGCUCCGGAUGCAAACUUUGUGGGAGCCAACUGUUCCGAGCGGAAGUGGCUCGGUGGUGUUAUUAUCACAGCUGAAUAUGCUGACACGUCUUUUAACGAUGCUUUUAUCAUUGAUGAGUUUUAUCGAAUACAUCCUCAAUACCGGCCUAUUGACCGUGUCGUUAAGAAAUCUGCGCGUGAAGGUGACGCCGCGUGGACGAAAAGCCUUCUGCGACCCGCUGCAGUGUUGAAGGUGCGGCAACCUGUGAUCACACGGCCUGGUUUAAUAAAAAAGAGCACCAUCAUCGUACCCGAGCUGGGCGUAGCUAGUUUUUCGAAGCGGAGCGGAGCAUCCCGACGCAGAUCUCUUCCGAUUUGUUCUGAUUCAUUUUUGGGGGACCACACAGCUUUCAGUGACGACACCACUGAUUCCGACGAGGAGGGGGGGGAAGCAUCGGCUGUAAUACGACAGACGGAAACUGGUCGAGCCCAACGUCAUGAUGUAUUACGUUCCUCGACUUCUCUGGAGGGGGAGCGCAUGGAGUUGCUUUCAUUCAUUGAGAAGCGCCGGCAAGAGAUGAUGGAACACAGCAGGCGCUACUUUGUUCCCAUAGAGUUGGAAUUACAGGCCCUAUGCGGCGUGGCCCAGCUAACUGUGGAACCAUCAGAGAACCUGGUUCGUUUUCCUACCUGCGUCGACGGACAGCGAUGUACGCAAACAGUUCUUUUAACGAAUAGAAGCUGUGCUGUGAUGGCGUUUAUGUUGGACAUACCUUCCCCUUCAUUUAAAUUGUUGAAAGCCCGCCUCAUAUUUUCUGAUAAAGACUACAAGCAGCUGGAAGUGGAGGAUGAGGAGACUCUCAUAUGCCGGAAAGCUUUAGAGAGUUUGAAGUGGUGCGGUGUGGAAGAGCGCCAAAAGGCACGACGUGUGGUGUCACUGGGUCAAAGCAAAGAAAAUACAAAUAAGGGGUGCACCCAAAUUGUGUUGGAAAAAUACCCUACUCAAAAUCAGCGGCCAACGUCUCGUGGAAGUGCGUCCACAACUGGUGUCGUUGUAAACAAGUACCAACUGUUCCCUCAUGAUUCGUUACAGGUGGUGCUCGAGUAUCAAAGCCAAUCAAAGGCAGAGAGGGAUGCCUUGGCGUGUGAGGGUGCAACAGUCACAGGUGAGCUCAAUAUUCUUUACCUCCCUGCUGACGUUGCUAUCGUGAAGCAGCAGCAAAGUGGUGCAGUUGAGGGUAAGAAGCCAUUUCAUCCACCACCCGUAUUGGAGCUUAAGCAAAGCAUUCCCCUUUCCUUGAGCUUUUUGAACCCGUCUGUAACUAGUUCACCCUCAUUCCUUUGGUUCUUCCCUGGUCAGCAGAUUCAUGACGGACGUCAGCAGCCCUCGUACGUUCAGAAACUGCGGUUGAUGAGCUUGCACCCCUCACCUCUCUCCUUCAAGCUAUCUGUGGGAAGCACGGCCGCUAACAUUGGUUUGGUGCCGGCCCGUUGCAAUGCGACACCAGCCCUUGGGUGUCUCAGCGGUGUUGCCGGUGAGCCACGGAAGGCGAUUCGCCAGCUAACCUUGGCAGACGAGACACACAAUGUAUUCACACGUGAGCGAAAAAUACGGGAGAUGAAAUGUUACAUCAAAGAUGAUAAUCCGCCUGCUGUUGGUGGUGUAUGUGUGGAGGGCUGUGCCCCCCAAGACGGGAAAGGGGUUACGCGAGAGUUGCAACCUCGUUCAACACCAUAUGAUAGGGAGAAACUGCUGGUAAUUGAAGAUGCGAGCCGCUUCACAAUCACCCCCAUGGAAGGCAUCAUUCCCGCGGCCACAAGGGGUGGCCAACCUGGAGUUUUUGAAAUUUUGGUGGAGUUUAAAGAACACGCUAACAUGCGCUUCGAGGCUGCAUUUGAUGUACUAAUUGGAACUCACCAUGCAAAGGCUUCAAGUUUCUUUCUCCGUGGUGACAGUCGUGAAACAGAGAUUUAG
This is a messenger RNA of Trypanosoma brucei brucei TREU927, 6984 nucleotides long. RefSeq lists its product as hypothetical. Lineage: Eukaryota; Euglenozoa; Kinetoplastea; Trypanosomatida; Trypanosomatidae. The transcript has a single exon. The coding region runs from base 1 to 6984 and encodes 2327 amino acids. The record is from RefSeq and is a predicted model, not a curated record. Gene Ontology annotation, biological process: negative regulation of cell population proliferation.